AUGACCGACUUUGCCACCACCACAUCGCCGUCCUCCGUAUUCCUCAAGCGACCUGAUACACCCGCUCAGACGACCGAGGAGGAUGGCUACUGGAGCCCUGGGUGGUCUCCCGAGGAUAGGAGACGCCUCAAUCUCAUACAAAGCGGAGACUCUGUUCCAUCCCUCUCAGAUACAGAUCCAUAUCGGCCUGCCACCUACCGAUCCACAGAUGUUGCUCCAUCACAGGAAGAGACCGAAUACGUGCACGACCACACGACCUCUGUACCCAGUUGGGUCAGAGAAGCGGUGGACUCCAGGUCAUUGAAGGAGUACUUUGAUCCAUUGAAGGAGUAUUCUUCUUCCGAUGAUAGCAGAGGGGAAGACUCAUAUUCUGUUCACCCAAGUACAAACACCCCUGAUGACCAGCUUGGCUACACCUCUUCUUCGAGCUCUUUGAGCAAGUGUCCAGCUAGCUCGUACGCUUACUCGCAAAAAACCACCAACAGACCCUCAGGCUCCAACCUCCCCAAACUUAGCGAGAUAUCGGAUGAGCUGUAUUGCCAUCCGAACUACACAGCUCGUAGUGCUGAGGGGGUCGCAAUCGCAACGGCAAUGUCAUGGGGUCCCUCGUUUACUGAAGACUCUGACCUCGAUCUCUCUCGCCCUGCUUCUAGCCCCCCUUCGGAUUUACUGACUCCGCUUCCCCUCUUCAGUGGCGUCCCAAGUCGGCCGAGUAGCGCAGGCGACACCUACACUGUCCCCACGGAUGUCGCAUACUCUUUCUAUGACCCUUCCGCCUGCACCUCGCAGUUUCCGUCGCGAAGCGACAUAAUAUACCCGAAGUCAAGAAGGGCCGUCCGCUCGUCCGACCUGUGCAGCCAGACCAGGGCCAAGCGAGAGUCCAGGCGGAAACGAGCCUACUUAGCGGCCGUCAAGCUCUCCAUGGCCAAAAUCGGCUGGCGGCAGACCAGUGAGGAGGAGUCCUUCAGCUGGGCCCACUCACAGAGCCUAGACCGCUAUCAAACCGGCGCGCCGGAGACCAGUGCCUAUCCCACGACCUCUCGACGACAGUCCGGCCCAGGCGCUGAUUCACUUCAACCGCGUCCUCUCUUCAGCUCCGCGCCGAGAGACGUUUCAUACUCUUAUGCCAGCGCCUCCGCAAGCUCCACACAGUCCAUGUCGCGGACUGGCGAACCAGAUCCUCAACUCAGAAGCGGCGUACAAUCGGUAUACGGCCGCUGUUCGUCCGCCAUAGGCACCGCAGUCACUGGGCGAUUCACAGCGGCAUUCAGAUCGAGACAUGCGACGACCGACGCCAUUGCCGCCCAGAUCCCAUACUCGUAUUAUGACGGUGCGAAAAUGGCGUCACCUUUGUCUGAGUAUACCGGCCGGACGGGCACGAAAGGCCUCUUCAGCUCGGCUUUCAGUCGCUGCUCCGCCUUGGCCAGCAAAUACAGCUGCUCCAAUAUCGCCACCGCCAUCUCCUACAAGAGCACGGCGCCUUUCAAGGGUUAUUACAGAGCGACUGCUGUGGAUGUGGAUGCCGGAACUGGUCGUGAAGGCCUUGCCGCGCGAAGCGGGGGAGGUUCAGCGUAUGAUGAGAGCGGGACUUUUGAGGGCGGUCCAGCGCCAACGUAUAAUUACUAUGCGUAG
Molecule: messenger RNA, 1632 nt
Organism: Dioszegia hungarica
Lineage: Eukaryota; Fungi; Basidiomycota; Tremellomycetes; Tremellales; Bulleribasidiaceae
Exons: 3
Coding region: 1-1632 (543 amino acids)
Source: RefSeq, a predicted model, not a curated record